AUGUCAUCAUCAGGAAGUUCAACGACCAAAUCAAAUGUCCUUCUAUCAAGUAUUGUAACAUCAGCAUUAAGUCAAUUCAAUUGGGCUGAAUUGGAACAGAAACAACCAAAGCCUGCAAAACCUGUUCAUGUCAAACGACCUAUGAAUGCCUUUAUGGUUUGGGCUCAAACUGCUCGGAAAGCAUUGACUGCAAAUUUGUCUAUUGUUAACAACGCACAACUAAGCAAAACGUUGGGCAAAAUGUGGAAGGAAUUACCACAAGAAGAACGCCAAUUGUUUGUUGAAGAAGCUGAACGUAUUCGUGAACAGCAUAAACGUGAUCAUCCAGAAUAUCGGUAUCAACCAAAACGAAAAGCUAAACACGCUCGUUAUCAUCCAUAUUCUACUCCUAAUACAAGCAAAUCUUCUGCAUCACCAUCAUCAUCAUCGGUGAACGACACAAGUGUCCAAAGUGAUCAUCAUCCACCUGCGGCUUCGUCUCCAUGUUCAUCAUCGUUCGACGAACCGUCAGGAAAUUCAUCUGUAUUUCUUCCAUCUUAUCCACCACAACAGAUCUAUUCCCACAAAUAUCAACAUUCUCACGAAGAUCUCCUCGACAACGAUGAAAACGCUUGUACUUCAAAAGAAAACUUUUCAGCAACAUCUUAUUACGUGCAAACACCGAUUGAUGCCGAUCAACAAUACGAAACGAACACAACUGGACACUAUCCGACCGAAAAUUUUGCGUAUCCAAAUAUGUACAAUGCGUAUUAUCCAUCGUUUUCUCAUCAUUCUGCAGUGCCCGAAUACAAUUCAAACGGUACCCUCUACAAUGCAAACUACGGUGUACUUUCGUACGACGCAUCAUAUAUGGCACAUCCGUCGAACACAAUGAAUUUCAAUUAUCUGAAUGCUCAUUAUUCGUCUGGUCAAUAG
Molecule: messenger RNA, 915 nt
Organism: Adineta ricciae
Lineage: Eukaryota; Metazoa; Rotifera; Eurotatoria; Adinetida; Adinetidae
Source: the annotation of a GenBank genome assembly